CGCGCGGUGGCGACGCACUUUUUCUCGCUCCUCUCCCCUCUAAUACACGACCGCUUCGUUCCCUUCCCCUCUCCUCCCUCUCCGAAUAUCUCCGUAUACACACACACACCCCGCGAACGCCGCCAUUUUCGAUCGCCCCCUCCCUCGUACUCUCGAAUCGGAGCGAUAUAGGGUUGAGAGAUCGAAGACGAGACGCGUCGGCGCCGAUUUCGGAGUUGAAUGAGGUUGAUAUCGAGUUCUCAUUCGCCGAAUCUUUGUCAAGCUCCAAUCAGUCUAUUGUUUUCUCUUCAACAACGCUUUGUUUGCUCUUAACAUGAGAUCUAAGACAAAUGGGGCUAUACAAAGAACUGGGAAGCUGAACAAUAUUCAAGGGCACGGACCAAAUUGGGUUCUUGUUGCAGGAGGUGCACUUCUGAGCAUGCUUACUAUCAGGCUCGGGUGCAAGCUGAAGCAGGCCUUUGAGAGAAAGCGGCAAGAUAAUACCAUUAAAGGAAAUGGAAAAAGCCCAUCUACAAGAAGAUCAAGAAAAUGCAGACUGCAUUCAAAUCUCAAUCGCUUUAACCUCGAAGAGGACAGCUGCUACUAUUGUCUUUCCGAUAUUAAGCAAAUUGGAGAAGUUUGUCUGAAGUGUUUGGAUCAGCUGGGCGCUACUUAUUUUCCUCUAAGCUUUGUAGAGCUUGCAGGAGGCGGAGUGGAUACUAGGGCAAUAUCAAAAGAAGCCGAUCCCUCCCUUCCACUCGUAAAGUUCACGGGAUCAGAAUCGAACAACGAGAACGGCGGCGUGAUGUGGGCAUCAUCGCCCCAUGCCUCAGAAUCUGGAUCAUCCGAUAUUUAUGCCAAAAGAGAAGUAAUACAUAAACUAAGACAACAGCUAAAGAGGCGCGACGAGAUGAUUAUGGAAAUGCAAGCCCAAAUCACGGACCUCCAAACUUCUCUCCGCAUUCAGGUUUCAGAAUCGGCCAAUCUGCAGGCACAACUCGAUUCUGCUAACCGGGACUUGUUCGAUUCCGAGAGGGAGAUCCAACAGUUGAGGAAAGUCAUCGCCGACCAUCGUGUGGCUGUAAAUGGGCGGGUAAACGGAUUUUACACCGAUAGUGUGGAUGAUCAUGCCGAAUUGCGGUGCGUCGCUGCGGAGAGGAGGAAAGGGGAUGGGGCCAACACAGAGAUCCUGAGGAAAGAAGUUGGAGAGCUCAAGGAAGUGAUUGAAGGGAAAGAUUUCUUGCUUCAGAGCUACAAGGAGCAGAAGGUGGAGCUGUGGUCAAAGAUGAAAGAGCUGCAGUUGAGACUCGAAUCACAAGUACCGAACAUAUUGUAGGUAAACAUGUAUGGAGACACCCCCCUCAGCUAUUGGUCAUUCUGAAAAAGAUAACUUAACCUUCUUCGUUAAUCGACACUCCCUCUACUUCUGCUCGUUUGGACUCGAGUUAUUUCUGUCGGUUGAAUCGGGGAUUCCGGGAAUUGUAACGCCAGUUCUGUUGAAUUCAAUGGCUAUGCCCGCGUCGUGGUUUUUAGCUUUAAUGAGGUAGCUAAUUUUAAUGGAGUCCCCAAUUCAGCCGACUUAAACUAAUCAAAUCAAAACAAAUAGAAGCUAAUGCGGCGCAGAUGAAAAAUAUAACAAUGAUAAAAUGCUGUAUUGUUACUGGGGUCUUCAUACAUUUUUGCCCGUACUUUUGUUGGGUUUCAGGAGAGUUAGAUCACAAAUUUUUUUUUCUUUUUUUUGGUAUUUUUACUGGCUUUCCUCGUCAGGUGUUGUUGUUAAUUCUUCAUCUUGCUCCACUUUGCGGUGUAUUUCAAUACUUGUAUAGUUUUCCGGCUUGCCGUUUGUCUAGUUUGUCCUGGUUUAUACGUAAAUGGCUUGCAAUUGCUUUUUUCUUU
Ananas comosus (pineapple) is the source of this 1875-nucleotide messenger RNA. RefSeq lists its product as uncharacterized. The record is from RefSeq and is a predicted model, not a curated record. NCBI's taxonomy places the organism in Eukaryota, Viridiplantae, Streptophyta, Magnoliopsida, Poales, Bromeliaceae. Bases 314 to 1315 code for a protein of 333 amino acids. The transcript is spliced from 5 exons.